Molecule: messenger RNA, 225 nt
Organism: Arabis nemorensis
Lineage: Eukaryota; Viridiplantae; Streptophyta; Magnoliopsida; Brassicales; Brassicaceae
Source: the annotation of a GenBank genome assembly
AUGUUUUCCUUUCAGUUGUGUGUCUCUCUAGUAUAUCUUCUUCGUGCGCGCGUCCUUGUUGAUAGUGGUGGAGAUGGAAAAGUGCUUCUCUUCUGGUUAAAGUGGUUAGGGUUUGAGUGUUCCGUCUUGAAGGGAUUCGUGCUUCGGUGUCAGAUUUGGUUUUUCGCAGAUCUUCGUUCGGUUGAGAUAUCGAAUUCAAAGGACGGCGAGAUGUCAGAGCUUUGA